AUGUGUUCCGGAUACAACCAUGUAUUCCAAGGUGAUUCUGGACUUGAGCACAACGUUGUCCUGUUUGGAAGCGAUGGCAAGAAGUACCCCAUGGAUUCUAAGGAGUUUGAUGGUGAUCUCGAAAAGAAUUUGGAAGGAUUUAUGAAGAAAGUAAUUGCCGGAGAAGUGAAACCAUUUGUAAGGUCGGCGCCAGUGCCACGCGAUGAUAAGGGUCCUGUGCGAACAGUGGUAGCAUUGAACUUUGAUGAGGUAGUCGGUGAUGAGAGCAAAGACGUGGUCGUCGAACUUUACUCUCCAAUGUGUGAUCUUUGCGAGGAAUUUGAACCGAAGUAUAAAGCGCUGGCGACUAAGUUCAAAAAAACGCAGCCGAAUCUCAUAUUUACCAAAUACGAUGGAACCCUUAACGAGAUUCCUUACAAAUUUGCUAUUAAAUCGUUUCCUAGCAUCUUUUUUGUUCCCAGCGGGAGAAAGUCGGCUCCAAUCAAAUACGGAGGAAAUCGUGAAGAAAAGAGCUUAUCGAGUUUCUGA
Ostertagia ostertagi is the source of this 528-nucleotide messenger RNA. Lineage: Eukaryota; Metazoa; Nematoda; Chromadorea; Rhabditida; Trichostrongylidae. The record is from the annotation of a GenBank genome assembly.